Messenger RNA from Cynoglossus semilaevis (tongue sole), 2839 nucleotides. Its product is annotated as ras-related protein Rab-26-like. Gene Ontology annotation, molecular function: GTP binding; GTPase activity. The transcript has 9 exons. Bases 339 to 911 code for a protein of 190 amino acids. NCBI's taxonomy places the organism in Eukaryota, Metazoa, Chordata, Actinopteri, Pleuronectiformes, Cynoglossidae. The record is from RefSeq and is a predicted model, not a curated record.
AAAAUACUUCCGAGAGGCGGUGUCUAAUUAUAAUUUAAACUAAAUCGUAAUUACCACACGUUCGCUGGACAAACCAGCGAUUAGCAUCAAAACAACACACCUGUCUCUGGUUAAAGUUCAUUUGUAUUUUCCUAUAGACAAUGUUUAAUGAUUAAGGUUAACGCUGAAGGUUCAAACUAUUUUUUUAAUCAACCUGUGGGAUUCAAAGACAUCACGUGAUCCAACUACUAAUUAAUGCUAACGUCUAAUUAAUCAGUCACGUGACAUGAAGUCGCGUCAGUGUGUUAAAGUGAAGCUGUCGGAGAACAGACUGAGCACCAGAAGAAACACUGAAGGUGAUGCUGGUGGGAGACUCAGGUGUAGGAAAGACCUGUCUGCUGGUCCGCUUCAAAGAUGGAGCCUUUCUGGCCGGGAGCUUCAUCUCCACCGUGGGCAUCGACUUCAGGAAUAAAGUUAUGACGAUUGAUGCGGUGAAGGUCAAACUGCAGAUUUGGGACACCGCUGGUCAGGAGCGAUUCCGGAGUGUCACCCACGCCUACUACCGCGAUGCUCACGCUCUUCUUCUUCUGUAUGAUGUCACCAACAAAGCAUCCUUUGACAACAUCAGGGCCUGGUUGACAGAGAUCCACGAGUAUGCUCAACAGAACGUGGUCGUCAUGCUGCUCGGCAACAAGGCCGACUCCACACAUGAUAGGGUGGUUAAACGAGAGGAAGGAGAGAAACUGGCCAAGGAGUUUGGAGUGCCCUUCAUGGAGACGAGCGCUAAAUCUGGACUGAACGUGGAGCUGGCCUUCACCGCUGUGGCCAAAGAACUGAAGCACAGGACCAUGAAGGAACCGGAUCAGCCAAAGUUUGAGCUGCAGCAGUACGUGGACAAAGAGAUGAGGGCCGUGGGCUGCUGCCGCUCGUAGACCAUCGCCUGGGUCUGUGUGUGUUUGUGCGUGCGUAUGUGUGUGUGUGUGUGUGUACGUGAGAGAGAGAGAGACAGAGGGACUGAACAGGUUCUCUGUGUAAUAAUUCAGACGUGAUGUUUCAGUGUUGAUACAGUUCUCUCUGACCCACCCUCCCUCUGCAACUGUGAAUGUAAUAUAAUAUCUACAUGUACAUGCCUGCAAAUACACAUGCAUGUACUUUAUAUACAGCAACACACACACACACACGGAUAUCUAUUUAUAACUUCAAGAACAAAGAGUUGAUUCAGUGGAAAAAGUCACAUAUUUGAUUCAUUUCCUAAGGUAUUGUCAUAUUACUAACCAUUAGCGCCCUCUACCUUAUGCAAUCCUUAAUCACUUUAAUCUUUUUUUAUGAUGCCAAAAUAUGUACCCUUGAUUUUUGUGUAAUUUCGGUCUAUUGCUGUUGUUGCAGCUGUUUUCCUGACAAAUUUAAGCCAAAUUUGCAUGAUGAUGAUGAUGAUGAUGAUGAUGAUGAUGAUGAUGAUGAUUAUUAUAUUGCUCUUUUUUGGGUGUGCUAACAAAUAUUAGAAAAUCCUACUAGGAUCUUCCCAUAGCUGUGUUUUUCUGAGAUAUGUGUUGCAGAAUAUUUGCUGAAACUUGCUACUUUUUUCCUAGGACAGUAAAGUCAUCACUGCUUUGUACUUUGUAUUCUUAUUCAGACAUUUGCUUUUCAUUGAGCUCAAUCAGGCUGUGCCCUCAUAUAGUACAAGGACCUGUGUCAAGAAGCUAAUGAUCCUUUUAUGGUCAUUACUGUUGGACAGGUUUAUGCAGGCUAAUGCAGAUGAACCUGUCACUGCACUUGUUCUCUGGCCUUUUCCCUAGACAGUGAAGGCGUCACUGGUGUGAUUUUGCCUAUGACCGGUGAAUUUAGAAAACCAACCAACCUGUCAGAGUCAGUUGGUCAGAUCGCUGUUGAGUCACUGCUCACAUUUGAACUGUUCCUGUUACGUUGGACAGAGACGUCUUAUUUCUGAAUUUAGACAAAUGUUUCGUAGAAUGUUCUUUGCUUAAAAAUCAAUCUCAACGAACCAGCUUUGUCUGGAUGUCACUGAGAUGAUUUUCAUCAACAUUAUUCUACCUUUUUAGUUUGGUGCUGCCUUCAGGGGCCACAACAGCUGCUCAUCUCUCUCUCAGUCCCAUCCUCGAACCUCGUCUACUGUCUCCUCUUCUUCCUCUUCUCCCCCUCCUCCUCUUCCUCCUCUUUGCCCAAAGGGCUCAGCUCCAAACAUCUGUGGUCGCUCCACACAUCAUCUUCAUCAUCUCUAGAAGUUUUGUUUCAGCUGCUGCUCUCCUCUCCUCGUCUUUCAUCACAUCCGUCUUGGUCGUUCUCGUUUUUAAAAAAGUCUCCUGUCAUUUCGACAUCUCCAUUCCCUUCAAACAUCAUGGACGCUCACCAAACUCUUUCUCACAGGUGAGGUGUGAUUCCAAAUUCUGGUGAAUUGUAAAAAGGAUGACGUUUAGAUUUGAUUCUUCUAUAAUGAUGUCUCUGCUGUUGUGUCGCAAAAUACAUUGUAUUGACUUUUGUUCCUGUAAAUACAAAUAUAAUAUAACUUAAAAUCCGACUUUUUUCAAAGAUCAAUUUUAAGUUUACUUGAGUAUUUUUCUUCUUGUCUUUUCAGUCAUUUCCUGUUGGAACUGUCAAUGAAAUAAUGUUGUUCUAAGUUUUGCACCACUUUCCCACUGGAACAAUGGGGGAUGUUACUGGGAACAUUGUGGUGGGUUAAAAAGCUAUGGCUUUUCCAUUGUAAAAAAAAAAAAAAGUUGGAUAAUUCAUUUAUAAAUGAAUCAUGUUUUCUUCACAGAUUCUACCACAGAGUAAAUGCUUGUUCUGCCAGUGUUGGAAGAAAAAAAAACUGAAGAGAAAAAAAAGAACCUUUGAAUAGAAA